Molecule: messenger RNA, 234 nt
Organism: Anthostomella pinea
Lineage: Eukaryota; Fungi; Ascomycota; Sordariomycetes; Xylariales; Xylariaceae
Source: the annotation of a GenBank genome assembly
AUGGUCAACCCAACCCCCCGCUUCUGGGCCGGCCCCCUGCGCUACCUGCACUGGUCGGCGCGCGAGAAGCCGGCCUUCUUCUAUUCCGUGGUCCUCGGGGCCAGCGGGCCCUUGAUGCUGCUGACCGUGCCGCCUACCAUGAAGCGCCUGGGCUACGAGCGCGCGAAGCCGAUCCCCAUGACGUAUCCGAUUCCCCAAGGUCCGAGAAAGACGUUAACCGGCUACGACGACUGA